This is a messenger RNA of Choloepus didactylus (southern two-toed sloth), 3479 nucleotides long. It is a transcript of the gene AGAP1, whose product is annotated as ArfGAP with GTPase domain, ankyrin repeat and PH domain 1. NCBI's taxonomy places the organism in Eukaryota, Metazoa, Chordata, Mammalia, Pilosa, Megalonychidae. The record is from RefSeq and is a predicted model, not a curated record. Gene Ontology annotation, molecular function: GTPase activator activity; GTPase activity; protein binding. Gene Ontology annotation, cellular component: nucleus.
CGCCCUCCCGGCGGCAUGUACCUGUUGGACGGCAGCGGCGAGCCCGCGUCCCCGCCCGCGGACGCCAUGCGGCGCGGGGCGCCCCCCAGGAAGACCGUCUUCCGCAUCUGCGUGACCAUGGUCAGGCAGGAGCAGCUGGCCGCGGCGGGGGACGGCGGCCCCGACUCCCGCGCUCCUCGGCGGCCCCGGCCCGCACGCUCCCCUGACGCGCCGGGAAGACUCGAGGAAGAGGAGGACGCCGAGGGCCGCCCGCCCCGCGCCUGGGACUUCCGCACCUUCCGCACCCGCAGCACCGGGCAGCUGGAGCUCGUGCGGCUGCGGCUGUGCGCACGCGGCGGCAGCCCGGAGCCCGCGGACUGCAGGGGCGUCCCGCCGGGGCCCGGGGACCUGGCCGCCAGCCCCCCGGCCGUCGAGGAAGGUUUCGGGGCCGAGGGGCCCGGAUCGCCGACGCCCAGCAGCCCUGACGUGGAGGCGACGCGACCCGCGCCCCUGCGGCGGAGCCUCAGCUUCAGGCACUGGAGCGCGCCCGAGCCGCCCCGGGGCCGGGCCCUGGGCCGCGGGCGGCGCCACAGCAGCUCCGGGAGCCUGGCCCGGGCGCCGAGCGGCGAGACCGCGGCCGGACCCGAGGUCGCCCUGGAGCCCGGGGCGGCCGCGCAGCCCACCUCGGAGAAGCGUAACACCCUGGACGUGGGCGAGGUGCUCGGCCAGAACGACGUGCUUUCGAACCUGGAGCGCUGGGAGCGCAGCAAGAGCAAGAACCGCACGCUGGACAACAGCGACCUGCAGCGGCUGGAGCGGGCGCGGGCUGCGGGUGCCGGCCCCGGCGCGGCCUCCGAGCACCGGCUGCUGCGCUUCUUCAGCGGCAUCUUCGCGCGCAGAGAUGGCGCAUUCGGAGGCGGCCCCGGCGGCGCGCGGUCCCCCCGGAGCGGCGCCUCGCGGCCGCGGGGCUACUUCAGCCUGCGCCGGGCCCCGGCCGACACCCACUCGUCCAGCGCCGAGAGCAUCGACGGGUCCCCGCGCAGAGAUGCCUUCGUGAAUAGCCAGGAAUGGACGCUGAGCCGGUCUGUCCCGGAGCUCAAAGUGGGCAUUGUGGGUAACCUGGCCAGUGGCAAGUCCGCCCUGGUGCACCGCUACCUGACGGGCACGUACGUGCAGGAGGAGUCUCCCGAAGAUAUGGACGCAGGUGGAAGGUUCAAGAAAGAGAUUGUUGUUGAUGGACAAAGCUAUCUGCUGCUGAUUAGAGACGAAGGGGGCCCCCCAGAGGCGCAGUUUGCCAUGUGGGUGGACGCUGUUAUCUUCGUCUUCAGCCUGGAGGAUGAGAUAAGUUUCCAGACUGUUUACCACUACUACAGCCGAAUGGCCAGCUACCGGAACACGAGCGAGAUUCCCUUGGUUCUGGUGGGAACCCAGGACGCCAUAAGCUCCAGCAACCCACGCGUCAUCGACGACGCCCGCGCGCGGAAGCUCUCCAACGACCUCAAGCGCUGCACCUACUACGAGACCUGUGCCACCUACGGGCUGAACGUGGAGCGCGUCUUCCAGGACGUUGCCCAGAAGAUUGUUGCCACGAGGAAGAAGCAGCAGCUCUCCAUAGGGCCUUGCAAGUCCUUACCCAGCUCACCAAGCCACUCGUCCGUCUGCUCCGCGCAAGUGUCCGCCGUGCACGUCAGCCAGACGAGUAACGGCGGCGGGAGCCUGAGCGACUACUCCUCCUCCGUGCCCUCGACACCCAGCACCAGCCAGAAGGAGCUGCGCAUCGACGUGCCUCCCGCCGCCAACACGCCCACCCCCGUCCGUAAGCAGUCCAAGCGCCGGUCCAACCUCUUCACCUCUCGGAAAGGGAGUGACCCAGACAAAGAGAAGAAAGGCUUGGAGGGCCGAGCAGACAGCAUCGGGAGCGGCCGCGCAAUCCCAAUUAAGCAGGGUGUGCUGCUGAAGCGAAGCGGCAAAUCACUGAACAAGGAGUGGAAGAAGAAGUACGUGACCCUGUGUGACAACGGCGUGCUGACCUACCAUCCAAGCUUGCAUGAUUACAUGCAGAACGUUCACGGCAAAGAGAUCGAUCUCCUGAGAACCACCGUGAAGGUCCCGGGGAAGGGCCCCCCCCGAGCCACAUCGGCCUGCGCACCCAUCUCCAGCCCUAAGACCAACGGCCUCUCCAAGGAUGUAAGCGGCUUGCACAUCUCGCCCAAUUCAGACACGGGGCUGGGCGAGUCCGUGUGCUCCAGCCCAAGCAUCUCCAGCAGCACCAGCCCCAAACUCGACCCGCCCCCCUCUCCCCACGCCAACAGAAAGAAGCACCGUCGGAAGAAAAGCACCGGCAACUUCAAAGCCGACGGCCUCUCGGGCACCGCAGAAGCCAAACGCAAAGCAUGGAAACUAAACCGUGUUGGUAGCCUGCGAAAUAUUUACACCAGCAGCAGUAGCACCAACACAGAAGAGCAAGAGGAAAACUUUGAGUUUAUCAUCGUGUCCCUCACCGGCCAGACAUGGCACUUUGAAGCCACCACAUAUGAAGAGAGGGAUGCGUGGGUCCAAGCCAUCGAGAGUCAGAUCCUGGCCAGCUUACAGUCCUGUGAGAGCAGCAAAAACAAGUCCCGGCUGACCAGCCAGAGUGAAGCCAUGGCCCUGCAGUCGAUCCGAAACAUCAGGGGGAAUUCACACUGCGUGGACUGCGAGACCCAGAAUCCUAACUGGGCCAGUUUGAACUUGGGAGCCCUCAUGUGCAUCGAGUGCUCAGGGAUCCACCGGAAUCUUGGCACCCACCUUUCCCGAGUCCGAUCGCUGGACCUCGACGACUGGCCCAUUGAGCUUAUCAAAGUGAUGUCUUCCAUCGGGAAUGAGCUGGCCAACAGUGUCUGGGAAGAGAGCUGCCAGGGGCGGGCAAAACCCUCACUGGACUCCACAAGGGACGAGAAGGAGCGGUGGAUCCGGGCCAAGUACGAGCAGAAGCUCUUCCUGGCCCCGCUGCCCUGCACGGAGCUGUCCCUGGGCCAGCACCUGCUGCGGGCCACGGCCGACGAGGACCUGCGGACGGUCAUCCUGCUGCUGGCGCACGGCUCCCAGGACGAGGUGAACGAGACCUGCGGCGAGGGCGAUGGGCGCACGGCCCUGCACCUGGCCAGCCGCCGGGGCAGCGUGGUGCUGCUGCAGCUCCUGAUCUGGUACGGCGUGGACGUCAUGGCCCGGGACGCCCACGGGAACACGGCGCUGGCCUACGCCCGGCAGGCCUCCAGCCAGGAGUGCAUCGACGUCCUGCUGCAGUACGGCUGCCCCGACGAGCGCUUCGUGCUCAUGGCCACCCCCAACCUGUCCCGGAAAAACCACAACCGGAACAACAGCAGCGGCAGGCUGCCCACCGUCAUCUGACGCCCGCCGGCACCCACUGCCUCCGCGCCCUCUCUCCCGGAGGUUGCCACACGUGAGUCCUGCCGUGUCCCCCCUCUCUACCCGGCGGUUACCUCCCCACCCACCCCCGC